Molecule: messenger RNA, 1488 nt
Organism: Trichoplusia ni (cabbage looper)
Lineage: Eukaryota; Metazoa; Arthropoda; Insecta; Lepidoptera; Noctuidae
Product: (2R)-3-sulfolactate dehydrogenase (NADP(+))-like
Exons: 9
Coding region: 104-1159 (351 amino acids)
Molecular function (GO): oxidoreductase activity
Source: RefSeq, a predicted model, not a curated record
UCGUAAAAAUACACAUAAAAUAACCAGCAGUCGCAAUAUAUGGCGGUUAUUGAUUUGAAAUAUCCCUGAUAUUUUUUCAAAUAAAAGAUCAAUAGUUAACACCAUGCCUGAAGUGAAGCUGGAGGAGGUCCGUCGGUUUAUGGAGGACGCCCUCAAGUCUGUGGGCGCUCCCGAGUCGGAGGCGAGGGCCCACGCGGACCUGCUGAUGCACGCCGACACGGUGGGACAUUACAGCCAUGGACUGAACCGACUUGAAUUCUACGUAAACGACUGCCAAUCAGGUUCAUGCAUACCGGCUGCUCAACCAGUCAUCCUUAAGGAGUCUGGUGCCACCGCUUGGGUGGACGGUAACAACGCCCUCGGGGCUACUGUCGGCAACUUCUGCAUGAACAUCGCCAUCAAGAAGGCUAAGGAAUGCGGCGUUGGAUGGGUGUCUGCCAAGCGGAGCAAUCACUUUGGAAUGGCUGGGUACUGGGCGUUACAAGCCGAGCGUCAAGGUCUCAUUGGUUUGGCUUUGACCAACUCUUCGCCCAUUUUGGUCCCCACAAGAUCUAAACAGAGGUCUCUAGGUACAAAUCCUAUUGCUAUGGCGGCGCCUGCAUCAGAAGGUGAUAAACUGGUAGUGGAUAUGGCUUCCACCACUGUUGCUCUGGGAAAAAUUGAAAUACAGAUCCACAAAGAAGAGCCAAUACCUGAGGGAUGGGCUUUGGGACCCGAUGGGAAACCUACUACUGACGCUAAUGAAGCGUUUCAAGCUGGUAUGCUCAUGCCACUGGGUGGUGAGGAGAAGACAAGUGGGUACAAGGGUUAUGCCCUCGGCGCAAUGGUUGAGGCUUUCUGUAGCGGAUUAUCUGGAUCCAAGUCAUCACAUAACAUACGUAACUGGGAGUUGUCCAGUGCUCAAGGUCCACCAGAUCUCGGGCAGUGCUUCGCCGCUACAGACCCGAGCUUUGCCGAGAGGAUCGCUGAUUGUCUGAACACCUGGAGGAACUUAGAACCGGUUGAGCCCUCUCUACCCGUAUUAGCACCGGGAGAUAAAGAGCAGAUGACAAGGGAGAAGAUCAAAGCUAAAGGAACGGUCUUCUAUCCGCAGAAGCAAGUAGACACCAUGGAAACAAUGACCAAGAGGAUCGGUAUUAAACCUCUUCAAACUGCUUAAAACUAGAUGAGUUACGAUAGCAGAAAAUGCGGCGUAGGUUACGACUAUGAAUAGAGUCAUGCUUUCUUUAGAAUUUAGCGAUGAUAAGAAUACAAAUCUGGACAAACAUAGAUGUUUGUAAAUUCGCUGUUAAACUAAGGUGAGCAUGAAUAUGUUCAUAGAAGUACAUUUGAAUUUUGCAGCAGAGUUAAUCAUGUGGUCCUCUUUUUGUACCUACUAUGAUUGAUGUAAAACCGGGUGUACAAACAAUGUCUAGCCUCUGAUGUGACAUUAUGUGAAUGUUUUCUAACAGUCAGUUCAUUUAAUAAAUUAAAAUUUCAAACACUCUA